AAAAAAAAAAAAAACCAUUAAAGAGUUCUUUUUGAUAAACUUCAUCUCCCUGCUUGAUUCCUUUGUUCCUUGUUUCUUGAUUUUCUUCCUUGUUUCUUGAUUUUCUUCCUUGUUUCUUGAUAUUUUGUUAUAAAUGGCAACUAGUGCUACUCUUAGACAUAGUACAAGUGCACCAGCUCAGUUUUACUUUGAUGAGAAGUGGAAGCUUUCCAAGAAAGAAGGAUCAUCAAGAAGCAGAUUAUCAACUUCUCCUCUCAUGAAGAGUACUACUUCUCAAAGGAGGUGUUCUUUUACAAGGAAAUGUGCAAGAUUAGUUAAAGAACAAAGAGCAAGGUUUUAUAUAAUGAGGAGAUGUGUUACUAUGCUUAUUUGCUGGAGAGACUAUAGUGAUUCUUGAAAAAUUAGAGAAGAGAAACCAAAAGUUGAGGGAUUUUCAAGAAAAGGAGAGAGAAAAUUCAAAAAUGGUUAAAGAAAGAUGAAAAUUUGUUUCUCUCUUGUUUUGGCCUCUUCAUUUCUCGAUUUCUCUUUCUUUCUAUGAGAUGGGUUAUUUGGGUUCUUGCAUUUUCUUCGCAUCCAAGGAGGAAGAGGAAGAAGAAGAGGAAAAGGAAAGAGGAAGAAGGAGAAGAUGAAGAUCUAUUAUAUAUAUGUAUAUAAAUAGCUAUUUUUUGGACUUUUUUUAUUGCACUCGCUGUUUUUCUUGGGUUAAUUAGAUUUUUUUUGGGUCCUGAUGAAUCUUUUUUUGAAAGGGUUAUAGUUGGGUUCUUGAAAUGCUAUUAAUGAGUUGCUUUCUACUUUCAGCACUAGAGAUCAGUUCUAAUAGAGAGAAUUAAUCAAAUACUAAUAUAGCUAUUUUAUAUAUAUUUACAUAUUUUCAUUUUCUGGGUUUU
Molecule: messenger RNA, 887 nt
Organism: Jatropha curcas
Lineage: Eukaryota; Viridiplantae; Streptophyta; Magnoliopsida; Malpighiales; Euphorbiaceae
Product: small polypeptide DEVIL 11
Biological process (GO): negative regulation of cell population proliferation
Source: RefSeq, a predicted model, not a curated record